AUGAGUGAAUCAAGUAUUUGCCAGGCUCGGGCCACUGUGAUGAUCUACGACGACGGCAACAAGAAGUGGCUUCCUGCAGGUGCUGGACCUCAAGCUUUUAGCAGAGUUCAGAUCUAUCACAAUCCAACCAAUAAUGCCUUCAGGAUAGUGGGACGAAAGAUGCAAACAGACCAACAGGUGGUAAUAAAUUGCCCUAUAGUCCGAGGUUUAAAGUAUAACCAGGCCACACCAAACUUUCAUCAAUGGCGGGAUGCUCGACAAGUUUGGGGGCUCAACUUCGGCAGCAAAGAGGAUGCGGCUUUAUUCGCCAACGGCAUGCACCAUGCUCUGGAGGUGCUCAGCUCUAUGGCAGAUGCAGGUUACGCAACUCUUCCCCGAGCAGUGGCAAAUGGACCAUCUCAAGAGGAGAUUGAACAACAACGAAGAUUAGAGCAACAACGACUGGAGCAGGAGCGUCUGGAGAGGGAGAGACAGGAACGCGAACGCCUGGAAAAAGAGCGACUGGAGAGGGAAAGACAAACAGCUGCAGCCAUGCCGCCUCCUGCACCUCCGCCUCCUCCCAUGGCCCCAGCUGCACCUGCACCUCCUCCUGCUCCUCCUACUCCUCCUGCUCCUCCAGCUCCUCAGGCCCCUCCUGCCCCCCCGGCCCCCCCUCCUCCACCAGGACCUCCUGCAUCAGGGGGCGUUCCUCCGCCCCCUGCUCCUCCUCCUCCUGCUGGGGGGAUCCCACCUCCUCCACCACUGCCCGCUGCGGGAAUAGGUGGAAGUGAUAGUGGAGGAGGUGGAGGAGGCCUGGCAGCAGCUAUAGCAGGCGCCAAACUACGGAAAGUUUCAAAGCAGGAGGAAUCGGCUCCAUUAGCCCGAGCGGAUGCCAGUCGCAGCAGCAACUCUUCGAUUGGUGGAGGAGGAGGUGGAGGUCUUAUGGGUGAAAUGAGUGCCAUCUUAGCACGGAGGAGAAAAGCUGCAAAUGCCGGAGAGAAGGCACCUGUGAAAAAACAAGAAAAUAAUGAUGAUUCCGAUUCUCAAAGUCAAAACGACUCUGUCAGAAGACCAUGGGAGAAGUCUUCAAUGAUCAGGAAUAACUCCAUCAGCAAGAACAUGGACUCCAUUUCCCAAGGUUCCAGACCAAAGUCAACAGGAAAUAACGAUUCAGGUGGUGGUUUUGAUGACUCUGACUUAGAAAAACUAAAACAGGAGAUCCUUGAGGAGGUGCGAAAAGAACUGCAGAAGGUUAAAGAAGAGAUAAUUGGAGCAUUUAUUCAGGAGCUACAAAAAAGAGCCACGUAA
Knipowitschia caucasica is the source of this 1287-nucleotide messenger RNA. The record is from the annotation of a GenBank genome assembly. NCBI's taxonomy places the organism in Eukaryota, Metazoa, Chordata, Actinopteri, Gobiiformes, Gobiidae.